Molecule: messenger RNA, 1717 nt
Organism: Ooceraea biroi (clonal raider ant)
Lineage: Eukaryota; Metazoa; Arthropoda; Insecta; Hymenoptera; Formicidae
Product: DNA polymerase delta small subunit
Biological process (GO): DNA strand elongation involved in DNA replication; DNA replication
Cellular component (GO): delta DNA polymerase complex
Molecular function (GO): DNA binding
Source: RefSeq, a predicted model, not a curated record
AGAAAUAAGUUCCCGUUUACUACCGUGCGAACGAUACUAGCGCUUCAAGUGGACUUCAGGCAGUAUUUACCGCCAUUUGAGCUUGUCGGGUUCGAUCGAUUCGAAGAUCGAAGAUCAUAGGAGGCACACUUUGGAGAACAAUUAAACAACGAUAUAAUAUUUAUGAUCGCGUGAUAUAUAGAGCGUACCUUAAUAAUGGUGAAAAUUGAAGACUCCGUUAGAAAGCUGCUUUCCAAACCAGGAAGCGAAAAACCGCAGGAAUGUAAGAGGCAGCCGACGGAGUAUGAGGAUUUGACUGGAAAUUUCUAUGAUGAAUCGAACGCUUUCUCCAUGCAGUACUGUCACAUGUAUGCGAUCAGACUGACAGAGCUGAGAGAGGUAUUGGCGUCACGUGUUGAAGCGAAAUGGGGAAAAGUCCAGAUAGCAAAGUUGGCAGAGCUGGAAGAUUUUGAAGGGAAAGAAUGCGUAAUAAUUGGCACACUUUUUAAACAUCAGACGUGGAAGCCGUCAAUAUUACGCGAACUCAGCGAAGACCACCAACUCACGUUACCCGAGCCGAGGGCGAAUUACUGCUCCGAGAAGGAUCAACUCUUCUUGGAGGACGAGAUGUUGCGUAUUAAAUUGGUUAUUGGAGAUGCGGACUUGAAAAAUUAUGUAACGGGUGUUGUAUGCGCCAUACUAGGUCACAAGGACAAACAUGGCAGUUUUGUAAUCAAGGAGUGGUGCUUUCCUGGUUGCGUGCCUAGAAGUUUGCCGGUACAACCAAAGUCCAAGGGCAAGCUGAUAUUCCUAUCUGGACUCGAUUUAGCAGCCAGUUCCAAAAAGGUCUCGUUAGAUCUCUUAGCAGACUGGAUACGCGGUAUGGCGGGGAAUGCGGUAGUACAAGAAGAAGUCACUUGCGUAACUCGGGUUAUCGUUGCUGGCAAUUCCGUCAAGAGUGUCACCAAGACGAACAACCUGAUGGGACACGCGGAGGGAAAGGCGCAAGAUACGGCGAUAACCGCGGAAGUCGCCGCAGCGACGAAACGCGUGGACGAGUUUUUCAUCCAGAUAGCCGAGUGCUGUUGCGUCACGUUGAUGCCGGGUCAACACGAUCCCACCAAUAUAAUGCUGCCACAAAGGCCGUUACAUCCGUGUAUACUACCACGCGUGUCAAGAUUUGAAAGUUUCAAAGGCGCCACUAAUCCGUGGAUCGGUAAAAUCGACGAACGCGUAAUAAUGGGCAGCAGCGGGCAGCCGAUCGACGAUAUCGUGAGAGUGACCGGUGCGACUGAUAUUUCACCCCUAGAGUGGCUUGAAAGAACGCUGCUUUGGAGACACAUGUGCCCGACUGCGCCGGACACGUUACCGGUGCUCCCCUAUUCCGUAAAGGAUCCAUUUAUCAUGAAUCACUGUCCGGAUAUAUAUUUCGUCGGCAACACGGACGGAGCUGAAACGAAAUUAUGGAAAGGCGAGGAAAAUCAAACGGUCAGGCUAAUUUGUAUUCCGAAAUUCUCCUCCACGCAUACCGCGGUUAUGGUGGAUACAGAAACUUUGGACACUACAGUUAUCUCUUUCAGGAAAGGAUAAGUAAUCAAAGAAAUUUAUGAUUAUCUGAUUGUAAUUGUAUAAAAAUCAAUCUAACAAUUUGUGACAAUGAUUAAAUUACUGCCAUUAAUCCAAUAGUUUUGUAUUUUUCUACUGUAUUAUUUUGGAAAUUAAAUAGUAAAUGAAAAAA